AUGUUUCAAAGCUUUAUUAAGAAUGUGUGGGUCCAUCUGAAGCCCUACUGUACCCAGGUUUAUCAAGAAAUUUGGGUAGGAGUAGGGUUGAUGUCCGUGAUCGUUUAUAAAAUCAGGAGUGCUAAUAAAAGAAGUAAAGCUUUAAAAGGCUCCAGUCCUGCAGCUGCCCAUGGUCAUCACUAACCAGCUCCCUGAA
This is a messenger RNA of Jaculus jaculus (lesser Egyptian jerboa), 196 nucleotides long. RefSeq names its product ATP synthase subunit ATP5MJ, mitochondrial-like. The record is from RefSeq and is a predicted model, not a curated record. The transcript has a single exon. Lineage: Eukaryota; Metazoa; Chordata; Mammalia; Rodentia; Dipodidae. Gene Ontology annotation, cellular component: mitochondrion. The coding region runs from base 1 to 183 and encodes 60 amino acids.